AUGGCCGGUUUGGCGACCGCAUCGCCCCUUUUACCAAACGGCGACAGCGCGCAUGGCGAGACCAAGGCACUACGGCAAGGACAGGCUUCUCUCUCAGAACGGCUGUCUUCAGAAUUGGUAACCUGCUAUCCCGACACCCAUGAGCAUGCCGGCGACUCGACUUCUCUCCCUUCCCUCUCCUCCGUCUCCGCAACCCUCCACGCGAAGAUCCAAGCCUUCCUCUCUGAACCGCACGACCCAUCCUCCCUCCUCUACCGGGUCCAGCAACAGACUCGAAUCUCUCUCUCCGUCGUCCGCGAAGCUCUCUCACGCUACAAGCUGCGCGAGCUGUCCCUCUCCUACAAUGGCGGAAAGGACUGCCUCGUCCUCCUGAUCCUCUUCCUCUCCAGCCUCCAUCCCCUCCCGGAACCCUCUUCAACAAAACAGAAGACCCAAGCCCAAAAGUGCACGUUCAAAGACAAGCCUGAAGCCCCUAAAUCCCAAAAUGCAAACCCCAACCUCCUCGAAGAUCCCGAUGACGAACCCCCCACCUCCAUCCCGGCCAUGUACGCCCGCCCAUCGCAUCCGUUUCCAUCCGUGGAAACCUUCGUCGACUCCUCCUCCCUAGCAUAUCACCUCUCUCUAACCCGCUACACAACCGACCCACCCCACACAACCCUCCGCGACACCUUCGCUUCCUACCUACAAAAAUACCCUGGCAUAAAAGCUAUAUUCGUCGGAACCCGCCGCACCGACCCACACGGGGAGAAACUCACCCACUUCGACCGCACCGACCACGGAUGGCCCGAUUUCAUGCGCAUCCAUCCUGUCAUCGACUGGCACUAUGUCGAGAUCUGGGCUUUUAUCCGCCAUCUGGGCGUCGAGUACUGUCAGCUAUAUGAUCAGGGCUAUACUAGUUUGGGAGGCACAAACGAUACACACCCGAACCCGAAAUUGCAGAUUAAUAAAGCUAGCCCUGUGGAAGCAAGUAAACCCAGCAACGCUGGUCAGGAAACCCCGAAAUUCAGGCCUGCCUAUGAGUUGGUUGAGGACGAAGAGGAGAGGCUGGGAAGAUACUGA
Molecule: messenger RNA, 1059 nt
Organism: Coccidioides immitis RS
Lineage: Eukaryota; Fungi; Ascomycota; Eurotiomycetes; Onygenales; Onygenaceae
Product: FAD synthetase
Exons: 1
Coding region: 1-1059 (352 amino acids)
Biological process (GO): FAD biosynthetic process
Molecular function (GO): FMN adenylyltransferase activity
Source: RefSeq, a predicted model, not a curated record